AGAAAAUAAUUAAAAUUAGAAUAACCAAUUAAUCUUAAUCACGUCAAGUUCCAGAGAUCGGGUAACUUUUCAUGGAGAAUUUUCCUCUAAAUAGAAGAAACAUUGAAAUUGAAUAUUCGAUUUCAACAGGUUGAUAAUAAUCGAUAAAACUGAGAAUUGGUUAACAAUAACAAGAGAAAAAUGUAAACAAACAAAAAAGAAAGAGAAAAAGAAAGAGUUAACCCUUUAUUCGUUCAUCUAACUCCAUCUAGUGAGUAGAAUUAUCCCAAAGUGAUCGAUUUCGAAUAGAAUUUUAUUUAUCCCUUUCUUUUUCUCUUUCUUUUUGGUCUAUUAUUUUCUUUUUAUCGAAUAUUUUGAUUUCUUUUUUUCUUCUUUCUCUGUGUCAGUUGUUCCUCUUAUUUUGUUUCUUCUCUCAGUUGAUCAAAAUUUUCAUUUCUUUAUUUCUUUUUGUUUGUUGUGUUUUUAUUAUCAUUUUUUAGUUGAUCAUCAUUAGUGUAAAGAAUCAGUUCCAUUAGAGAUUUGAUUUGAUUAGUUAAUUUUAUUCGAUUCUCACUAAAUUUCUUAUAAUCCAAAAUUCUUCUUGUUUAUUUGUUUACCUUAUUGUUUUUUUUUAGAAAAUCUUUCACUUCGUUUCAUUGUUUUGUUCCUCAUCGGUGUUUCUUUUAUUGCCCUGGUUCUGAUUUCCAUCAUUCCUAUUCACUGAUUCUUUGAUUUUCUGUUAAUCUUCAUUGUCUUCCAGAGGAUUUUCUCUUUUUGUUUACAAUCAUCUCUAUCUUCAUGUUACCUGGUUAUUGUUUUUAUUUUGAUUUUCUCUUGGCGGUGAGACCUCAUUUCUGGCUUGAUUUUCUUCUGAUUAUUCUUGCCUCUUUUUCUCUCCAUUUAUUGUUGUGUUUAUGUAUCUGUGUUUCCAUGAUGAUAAUUCCAUUCCCAUUGAGCUGAUUUUGGUUGAUUGUUGUUUAAGAAUAAAAUUAAAUGGAGGAUCGGGCAAGUUUAGUUGAUAGAUCAAAACGAUCUUCACUUGCUUCAAGUCGAGCUCAAGAUCCUGAUUUAAUUUCCUUGCAAUUGAACAAUCAUGCUAAAGGUAAUCGUAAAGAGCAGCUACUUCACGAUGCUGCUGUUAGAAAUGAUCUGGAACUGGCGAAUAGGUUAAUUACUGCCAAAAUCGAUGUCGAUAGUAAAACUCAAAUGGACCGAACCCCAUGCCAUUGGGCCGCAAUGCAUGGUCAUAUUGAUAUUUUAGAUCUUCUUAUUAAAGCCAAAUGUGAUAUCGAAGCUGUUGAUAAGUUUGGAAUGAGUCCAAUGUUAGUUUCUUCAUGGUAUGGACAACUUGAAUCGAUGAAAUUACUGGCCGAGAAUGGAGCUUCAUUUAAUCUAUCCAAUAAGAAAGGGCAAACGGUUUUACAUUGUGCUGUUUAUAAUGACCAAUUAGAAGUCGUUCAAUAUUUACUCGGAUUUAUGGAUCAAAUAAACAUCAAUGCUGUAGACAAGAAUGGUCAAAAUGUCCUUCAUUAUGCCGUAAUCAAUGAUAAUCUUGAAAUCGUCCAUCUCUUAAUUGUUGCUGGAAUUGAUAUAAACGCUAAAGAUAAAGAUAAUCGUAGUUGCAUGCAUUGGGCAGCGACUUCUGGACAUCAUAAAGUAAUUGACCGUUUACUUGUCGAGAUGAAGUUACGUGAUGAAAGAGCCCAAGAUGGACUGACCAACCUUCAUUUAGCUGUUGAAAGUGGUCAUCAGGAAACAAUUGAAACAUUACUCAAACAUAACUGUGAUACAUUUGCAAUUGAUGCUAGAGGACGAACUGCAUUACAUUUGGCCAGUGGUUUAGGUAAUUGUCAAUCAAUUAGAUUAUUACUUGAUUAUGGAGCAUCACUUAAUAGUCGAGAUCGUAAAGGUAACACAUCACUUCACCUUGCGGUUGCAGGUAAUCAUCCUGAAGCUGUUUCCUUGCUCGUUUCAAAAGGAGCUUUCAUCAAUGCAAUCAACAAUAGACAUCAAACUGGUCUUCAUUUAUCCGCCGAAUUGGGUUUCACUGAGAUCGCCGAGAUACUAAUUGAAAACGGAGCUGAUUUUACACUAGUUGAAAAGUCCGGACGAACAGCUCUUUAUAUUGCUGCUCGUGGUUCUUUUAUUGCAAUAGUUGAUAUGCUAAUUAAGGCUGAAAGACUUCGUGGUUCACGUUAUGGUGGCUGUGGUUCUGCCGCCGGUGGUUCAUCAAUAGGUGGUUGUAGUUCAUCUCGUAAAUCAUCAAUUGAACGUAACACUUCAAUUGAAUCAAAUGAAACCCAAUCAACAUACACACGCGAUGCUCCCAACAGUGAAUUAUCUGAAUCUUAUUUGAAACAAAUUAAGGACAUUUUAUGGUCAUUGUCACGGAAUCAUUUGGAAAUUCAGGAUUGGAAACGAUUGGCACGAAUUUGGGAUUUUACUGAUGAACAUAUUAAAGCAAUUGAACAUCAAUAUACCGGAAAAACGAGUUACAAGGAACAUUGUUAUCGAAUGAUGUUGAUUUGGUUACAUGGACUUCCACCCACCAAGAACCCAAUUAAAGAGCUUAUAGAUGGUUUAAUUGCAAUUGGAAAGAAAGAUGUUGCAGAAAAAUUAAAGAAAAAGGUUGACGAAGGUCGAGUUCUGUCCCAACGACGUCGUCGAUGCAAUUGCCUUCCAUCGGAUGCCAAUGGAUAUUGUGGCUACUGUACAUUAAUGUGAUUCCAAUUUUACAAUUAACUUUGAUCAUUGUUCUCGUUUUUUCUUCUUCUUCCUUGAUUACUGAUUGUUAAUCUUCGUGUAUGUGUGUUUGUUUUCCAAAUGAUCAUCAGUUAGAAGGCUGAUUAAUCAAUGGAUUUGUGGAUUGUCAACUGAUCAAUGAUUAACUUUUUCGUUUUGUUUUGUUAUGAAAUUUUGGUGAAAAUUAACUUGAUAUUCACACUAAUUAAUUGCUCUCUAAUCAUCUCAUCAGAUAGCUCAUAUUUACAUGACAAUUAAUCUGAUAAACAAUGAUAAUCAUUCAAAUCGCUCGGGAACUUAAAAUAUUAACAAUUAACGUGAUGAUUGUGAACAAUUAACUUUUUUUCAUUCAUAUUUAAAGAGAAAAAGUUUGUGUUCUCUGUUUCUUUUUGAAUACAAUUAACUAAUUGUCACAAUAUACAAACCAAACUAUUUUUACAAAACAAUUGAUUCCAUGAUCAUGAUAAUAAUUAAUCGCAAUUAUUUGAUGAUUACAAUUGUCAAGUAUUGAUCGUAUACCUGGAUGAGGUAAAGGGAGAGAGAGAGAGAGACAAAUUUAAUUAUAAGAUUUUUUUUGUAUCAUAAUCAUAUUGGAACAAUUAAUUGGUAUAAGAAAUGUUUUACUUUCUCUGUUAAUUUCAAUCAUAUUGAAUGACCAAUAAAAAAUAAUUGAACAAAAUUAUAUCAAAAACAAUUAA
Molecule: messenger RNA, 3419 nt
Organism: Panonychus citri (citrus red mite)
Lineage: Eukaryota; Metazoa; Arthropoda; Arachnida; Trombidiformes; Tetranychidae
Product: ankyrin repeat and death domain-containing protein 1A-like
Exons: 11
Coding region: 973-2703 (576 amino acids)
Biological process (GO): signal transduction
Molecular function (GO): protein binding
Source: RefSeq, a predicted model, not a curated record